Molecule: messenger RNA, 1690 nt
Organism: Salmo salar (Atlantic salmon)
Lineage: Eukaryota; Metazoa; Chordata; Actinopteri; Salmoniformes; Salmonidae
Gene: jam3a
Product: junctional adhesion molecule 3a
Biological process (GO): cell migration; cell-cell adhesion
Cellular component (GO): protein complex involved in cell adhesion; plasma membrane; cell-cell contact zone
Molecular function (GO): cell-cell adhesion mediator activity; protein heterodimerization activity; integrin binding
Source: RefSeq, a predicted model, not a curated record
UCUCACCUUAACCUGUCAUGUUCACAUAAAAUUCAUUUGCAUUGAUUAGUUCUCUGGGUCAAAGCUGUGAUAUGUCAGAGAGAGAAUUACGGAUAAUUCAUCUUGUUUGGCACAUUAAUGAAAUUGCAUUGUUGGAUACCAUCAUUAUAAAAUAUAUGUAAAUGUAUUUCCGGUCUCAGGACUUAUCCGUCUUCCGCCCUGAUGCCUUUGUAGCUAUGGAAACUCGUCAACGGCAAUAUCCACCAGCCUGUUCACCCGUUUUGACCAGGGGCACCUAGUGUGAUAGCUAGCUAGCUGGCUUUAUGUGUGCCAGAAUUACCGAUCCAUUACCAAGGUUUCAAGAUGGCGUUACAACGACUGACGGCUUUGUUCAUCCUUUUCUCGAUUCUCGGCUACAUUCCAUCACGUGGAGUAAUCCUCCGAACCACAGACAAGACUGUGUGGGCAAAUGAAUUUGAACCUAUUGAGUUGACCUGCUUGAUAGAGUCCAUCUCCACAAACAACCCCAGAAUCGAAUGGAAGAAAAUCAAAAACGGUGUCCCUAGUUAUGUGUACUUUCAAAAUCAAAUUUCGGGGGACUUGGAGCACAGAGCCCAGCUGAUCCAGCCAGCCAACCUACUGAUCCUCAACACCAGCCGUGCAGACACUGCAGAGUACCGCUGUGAGGUCGCUGCCAUUGAUGACCACAAACACUUUGAUGAAAUUCUAAUCAGUCUUGCUGUCAGGGUAAAGCCUGUGGUGCCCAGGUGCAGUGUGCCUGUGGCGGUGACUGUUGGCACGUCCUCUGAGCUGCGCUGCCUAGAGAACGAGGGCUUCCCUGCCUCACAGUACCGAUGGUUCCGCAACAACGAGGAGCUUCCCCAGGACCCAAAAAGCAGCCCCAAGUUUAUCAACUCCACGUACUCCAUUAACGCUGACACGGGUGGUCUGAAAUUCCGCAGGAUGAGGAAGGAGGAUGCGGGGGAGUAUUACUGCCAGGCAAAGAAUGAAGCUGGACAUGCACAGUGUCCCGCACAGCUGAUGGAAGUCUAUGAUGUCGACAUAGUGGGGAUUUUUCUGAAGGUGUUAGCGGCAUUGGCCGGAUUCACUAUUGUGAUGGUGGGGGUUUAUCAUGCACACAAACAUGGCUGCUUCUCCUCCGGGAAGGAUCACACAGGAACCAACUACAAACCGCCAGCAGCAGAUGAUGGUAUUGACUAUGCCGAAGCAGAUGAGGGUCACUUCCGGCACAAAUCAUCAUUUAUUAUUUGAAAUCUGAGAUAGAAGACUGUCAAGAGGGGAAACACUGAAGAGGAGACACACUGAAGAGGGGAAACACUGAAGAGGAGACACACUGAAGAGGGGAAACACUGAAGAGGGGAAACACUGAAGAGGGGAAACACUGAAGAGGAGACACACUGAAGAGGAGACACACUGAAGAGGAGACACACUGAAGAGGAGACACACUGAAGAGGAGACACACUGAAGAGGAGAAACACUGAAGAGGAGACACACUGAAAAGGAGACACACUGAAGAGGAGACACACUGAAGAGGAGACACACUGAAGAGGAGACACACUGAAGAGGAGACACACUGAAAAGGAGACACACUGAAGAGGAGACACACUGAAAAGGAGACACACUGAAGAGGAGACACACUGAAAAGGAGACACACUGAAGAGGAGACACACUGAAAAGGAGACACACUGAA